Paramisgurnus dabryanus is the source of this 2014-nucleotide messenger RNA. It is a transcript of the gene slc75a1, whose product is annotated as major facilitator superfamily domain containing 10. Gene Ontology annotation, cellular component: brush border membrane. Gene Ontology annotation, molecular function: transmembrane transporter activity. NCBI's taxonomy places the organism in Eukaryota, Metazoa, Chordata, Actinopteri, Cypriniformes, Cobitidae. Gene Ontology annotation, biological process: transmembrane transport. The record is from RefSeq and is a predicted model, not a curated record.
AGCGCCACAGAAUUCGAACACCCCGUGUGUGUAUGUGUUCACGAGCGCGUGGAAAUAGCGCAUCUUCAUCUUCUGUAAACACAAUUGAAUGCUGAGAUUUAAGUGAAGCGUCACUUCAGUUCAGUGAGCACAUGAGAUGGUUUAAGGAUCUUCUGCAGUAACAAAAUCCCUGGGGCAACCAGAGUGGAGAAAUGGCAAGCGAGAAGACUUCACAAGCCGAAGAUGUCCGAUCUUCCAGAGUCAUCAGGGUGGUUUUCUUGGCUUUGCUGCUUGACCUUCUAGGUUUCACAUUAAUUCUUCCCCUGCUGCCUUCAAUCCUGGACCAUUACAGUCAAACAGGGGACAGCAUGUAUCACACACUACAGAGCGUAGUGGACUGGUUUAGAGGGGCUGUGGGAGUUCCAAUGGAAACAAAAUAUAACAGCGUUCUUUUCGGAGGUCUGAUCGGUUCGCUCUACUCUUUUCUACAAUUUCUGUCAUCGCCCAUCACUGGGGCUCUUUCAGAUGAUUAUGGAAGAAAACCAUUGCUGCUUCUAACAACUGUGGGCCUCAUGGCCUCCUACAUACUAUGGGCUUUAUCUCACAGUUUUAGCAUCUUCCUCCUGUCUCGGGUAGUCGGUGGGAUUUGUAAGGGUAAUGUCAGUCUGUGCACUGCUAUUGUGGCUGACCUGCCCUGCCCUAAAGCAAGAAGCAAGGGAAUGGCAAUGAUUGGUGUUGCUUUCUCUUUGGGGUUCACAUUGGGGCCGUUAAUGGGAGCAUAUUUCGCUCUGAGGCGCAAAGACGCCGAGAUGUUUUAUCAAGGACCCGCCUUGCUGGCCGUCCUGUUUUCUUUAGCAGAUCUGCUUUUCAUUUUCUUCACACUGCCAGAGACUUUUCAGAAGGACAACAAGGGAUCAUCAGGAACUCCAGGCAUUCAACAAUCCGGAGAUCUUCUUCACCCUGCAGCACUUUUCAAUUUCACUGCAGUCACAAGAACAGAAAAUCCACCCUCUGAACAAAGAAUGCAAAAUCUGAAAAGGCUCGGACUGGUCUAUUUCACAUAUCUGUUUCUUUUCUCCGGGUUGGAAUUCACCCUGAGUUUCUUAACACACCAGCGCUUCCAGUUUUCCAGCAUGCAGCAGGGUAAAAUGUUCUUUUUUAUCGGCAUAACCAUGGCUGUGAUCCAGGGCGGCUAUGCCCGCAGGAUCAAACCUGAUCAUCAGAUCCAGACUGUUAGCGUGGCGAUUGUAUUGCUUAUACCGGCCUUUCUGCUUAUUGGAAUGGCAUGGAAUUUGACACUUCUCUAUUCUGGCUUGUUUUUGUACUCCUUUGCUGCUGCCAUCGUUGUUCCUUGCCUUUCAGCGCAAGUUUCUGGGCAUGGCUCAUCUAGUCAGAAGGGAACAGUAAUGGGAAUCCUUCGGAGUCUUGGAGCUUUAGCUCGUGCACUGGGCCCUACUGUGGCUUCAUCAGUGUACUGGUUGGCUGGACCAGAAGUAUGCUUUAUGUUGAGUUCAGCUUCACUUAUAGUGCCUCUGAUUUUACUGAACAGACUAAAAAGACAGAAGGAGGAAUAAAACAUGCAGUCUUAGUCUGAUCAGACCUCUGACACUGUUACAUAUAUGCAUUUGGCAGAUGCUUGGCAGUGACUUCAAUCUGUACAUUUUGUUUUAGCGGUAUGUGUGUUUUCUGGGAAUCGAACCCAUGACCUUUGCACUGUUAACACGAUGCUAUACCAAAUGAGCAACAGGACCACUUGUUAACCAUCUGAAAUGUGUGCAGUAUUUAAGAAAAACAAUAUAAGGUACUAUUAGCAGAGCCUAGAAUCAUUAUAGACAUAUAGUGUGUUAGGAUAUUACGAUACUAUUUUUUUUACAACAUUUUAUUACCAUGAAGAUGUUUUACAACACUUUAUUAUGUUUAUAUAAAUAUACUACUGAAAUAAAAUAUAUGGGGAUGCUUGGAUUAUUUUUUUUUUUGAGACUGAAUGUAACUUUUCAAUCGUAUUUGUUUUUUUUUAAAAUAAACAUGAACCUCA